UUUUUUUAAAAAAAAAAUUUUUUUUCUAAACUAUCUAAAUAAUGUCUGUUUUAGAUUACAAGAAGGCCAAUAGCUACUUAGCCGAAUACAAAUCUAAGGAUGGUUUGUCUGUUGAAAGCCUUAUGGACGAACAACUUAGUGGUGGUUUGACUUACAACGAUUUCUUGAUCCUUCCCGGUUUCAUUGAUUUCGAUGCUAGCAAGGCCUCUCUUGAGUCUCAUAUCACAAAAAAGAUUAGUUUAAAGACCCCCUUCUUAUCUUCCCCUAUGGAUACUGUUACCGAAUCCGAAAUGGCUAUUUCAAUGGCCUUAAUGGGUGGUAUCGGUAUUAUCCAUCACAACUGUUCAGCUGAAGAUCAAGCUGCAAUGGUUCGUAAAGUAAAGAAGUUUGAAAACGGUUUCAUUGUCGAUCCUGUUGUCCUUUCUCCUGAACAUACAGUCGCAGAUGUCAAAGCUAUCAAAGAGAAAAAGGGAUUCUGUGGUAUUCCUAUUACAGAAAAUGGAAAAUUACAUGAUAAAUUAGUUGGUAUUGUUACUGCCCGCGAUAUUCAAUUCCAUAAGGAUGAGACUACUUUACUUAAAGAAGUGAUGAGCACAGAAUUAGUUGUUGCUAAGAAGGGUAUUACUCUUCAAAAGGCUAACGAAAUCCUUCGUUCUUCCAAGAAGGGUAAAUUGCCUAUUGUUGAUGAAGAAGGUCGUCUUGUUUCCUUGUUAUCUCGCUCUGAUCUUCUCAAGAACCUUCACUAUCCUUUAGCUUCAAAGUCCUCCGAUUCCAAGCAACUUCUCGUUGGUGCAGCCAUCGGUACUCGUCCAGAUGAUAAAGAUCGUCUUGCCCUUCUUGUUGAAGCUGGUCUUGAUGUUGUUGUUCUUGAUUCUUCUCAAGGUAACUCUAUUUAUCAAAUCGAAAUGCUUCGCUGGAUUAAGCAAACUUUCCCCAACUUGGAAGUCAUUGCUGGUAAUGUUGUUACCCGUGAGCAAGCUGCUAACUUGAUUGAAGCUGGUGCUGAUGGUCUCCGUAUCGGUAUGGGCUCUGGUUCCAUCUGUAUCACUCAAGAAGUGAUGGCCUGUGGCCGCCCUCAGGCUACUGCUGUCUAUCGUGUUUCUGAAUUUGCUCGUCGCUUUGGUGUUCCUACCAUUGCUGAUGGUGGCAUUGGUAAUGUCGGUCACAUCGUUAAGGCUUUAGCUUUGGGUGCUAGUGCUGUCAUGAUGGGUGGUCUUCUUGCAGGUACUAAUGAGACACCUGGUGAAUACUUUUAUCAUGAAGGUCAACGUCUUAAGCGUUAUCGUGGUAUGGGUUCUAUCGAUGCCAUGAAUAACACCUCUGGUGGUAAAGAUGGUAAUGCUGCCACUAAGCGUUACUUCUCUGAAGGUGAUAGCGUUAAGGUCGCCCAAGGUGUUGUUGGUAAUGUUAUUGAUAAGGGCUCUGCUCGUAAGUAUCUUUCUUAUCUUAUUACUGGUGUUCAACACUCUUUCCAAGAUAUUGGCUGUCAAUCUGUUACACAAUUCCAUGAAAAUGUCUACAAUGGUAUUGUUCGUUUUGAAAAGAGAACUGCUGCUGCUCAAUUAGAAGGUGGCGUUCAUGGCCUUCAUUCAUUUGAAAAGAAGCUUUUCACUUCUAUUUAAUUUUUUUUGUAUAUAUUCAAUGCAUUAUCUUUUAUUUUUCCUUUUCUCAUGUCAAUCAUAAUUCAUUAAAAAAAAAACGAACAUCUUUGUAUAAAACAUAAAUAUGAUCAGCUCAUUACAUUGUGUUAUACUAUUAUUCCUCUUACUGAUAAAUGGCCCUGAA
Molecule: messenger RNA, 1785 nt
Organism: Cokeromyces recurvatus
Lineage: Eukaryota; Fungi; Mucoromycota; Mucoromycetes; Mucorales; Mucoraceae
Product: inosine-5'-monophosphate dehydrogenase
Exons: 3
Coding region: 42-1622 (526 amino acids)
Biological process (GO): GTP biosynthetic process
Cellular component (GO): cytoplasm
Molecular function (GO): IMP dehydrogenase activity
Source: RefSeq, a predicted model, not a curated record